CAGACUCUACACAGAAGCCAUUCAUGGCGGCAACCUAUUUAAGAGAAAUGCAGAGCAUUCCAAAGCUCAGACAUUAAAGCCAAAAUCGAAAUCCUCAGAGAGCUUCAACUUCACCAUUACUCUUACAAGCUCGAGCCCCGAAUUCUGUCGGAAUCACUACAAAAAUCAUCCACCACUUCUCAAAACCAUGUCUGCACCAGAGAUACCUAAUGCAGAUACAAAUCCAGGCCUGACGCCAUUGCCGUUGCUUCCCAAAACAUUGUCCGAUUCCCCAUUGCCGCCGUGGGAGACUAACUUUCCGGCCGCCGUGCACCCCCUCCCUCGCCCCCCGGGGGCCAAUUUCACUAAUCCCGACCCACCGGCUCCAAUUUCUCCGGCGCGGAGCGAAGUCGACGCUGCGCCGAUCAGAUUGCAAUGGCGGAAAGGAAAGCUUAUAGGAAGGGGAACAUUUGGAAAUGUCUAUGUUGCUACCAACCAUUUAACGGGAGCCUUGUGUGCAAUGAAAGUAGUCGAAAUUUCACCGGAUGAUUCGAAAUCUGCCGAGUGCUUAAGACAGUUGGAGCAGGAAAUUAAGGUUCUAAGGCAGCUUAAACAUCCGAACAUCGUAGAAUACUACGGUAGCGAAAUUAUUGGCAACAAGUUCUACAUAUACUUGGAAUACGUCCAUCCCGGCUUGAUCAAUAAAUUCAUUCGCGAUCACCGCGGCGCCAUGACAGAAUCCGUUGUUCGAAGCUUUACUCGCCAUAUUCUCUGCGGAUUGGCUUACUUACAUAGCAAAAAAACCAUUCACAGGGACAUAAAAGGCGCGAAUUUACUUGUCGACGCGAAUGGAGUCGUCAAACUCGCUGAUUUCGGGAUGGCGAAACAUCUGACAGCGCAAACGGGGAAUCUGUCGUUAAAGGGGAGUCCAUAUUGGAUGGCUCCGGAGCUCCUGCAGUCUUCGAAGAAGCUCGAUCCGAACUCUGACGCUGCAUUAGCCAUUGAUAUUUGGAGUUUGGGCUGUACGAUAAUCGAAAUGCUUCGCGGAAAGCCUCCAUGGAGUGAGUAUGAAGGGCCUGCAGCAUUGUUCAAAGCCUUAAAAGAGACUCCAAAAAUACCUCAAGAACUAUCAGAAGAUGGCAAGGAUUUCUUGCUGCCGGCCGAGAGGCCGUCCGCGAGUAAAUUACUCGACCAUCCAUUCGUAAGCCAAUCGCACCAGCCCGACUACGGCGGCGCACAGCCACUUAACUAUUCUCUCCUUAUUUUGACGAUCAAUAUACAACAGGACAAUGUAUGGCUGCGAAAGGAUCUAUGGAGACGUAGAUCGAACCGAUCUCCCGAGGAGACGGCUCUCGACUCGCAGAUGAGGCAAGAGAAGCUAGGCUAUAAUACCGAAAUUCCGGGAACUGUCGCUCCGUCGGCUCCGAUAUCCGAUCGGAACCCUAGUUCUUUGAUCGAGCGUGCACAGAAAUUAAAGAUCGUAGCCAUCGGCAAUGAGUGCGCUUCAUGGCGGCUGGACUUUUGGAGCAAUCCUGUUUCACUAUAUGACCCUGGAAGAUUUUGCAAUGCUAGCAAGAAAUAA
Molecule: messenger RNA, 1561 nt
Organism: Andrographis paniculata
Lineage: Eukaryota; Viridiplantae; Streptophyta; Magnoliopsida; Lamiales; Acanthaceae
Product: mitogen-activated protein kinase kinase kinase 5
Biological process (GO): protein phosphorylation
Molecular function (GO): ATP binding; protein kinase activity
Source: RefSeq, a predicted model, not a curated record